CAAAUGGAACCGGUGAUUUCAAUGCUUCCACUUCCACAUUGCAGGAUGAGUUGGCAUGGAUUCAAAAAAGCGGUCAACCGGGCUGGUACCUCGGUGAUGAUGAAAACCGGUCAUGUUGAGCGCACCGUUGACCGUGAAUUUGAGACAGAAGAACGACGCUAUCGCACUAUGGAAGCUGCUGCUAAAAAGCUACAAAAAGAAGCUAAAGGAUAUUUAGAUGCACUUCGGGCCAUGACAGCUUCCCAAACGAGAAUUGCUAACACAAUUGACGCAUUUUAUGGAGAUGCCGGUUCCAAGGACGGUGUAAGUGCUUAUUAUCGACAGGUAGUAGAAGAUUUGGAUGCAGAUACUGUUAAGGAGCUUGAUGGUCCUUUCCGUACAACUGUCUUGGAGCCUAUUUCACGAUUCUGUAGUUACUUCCCUGACAUCAACGCCGCUAUCACCAAGCGAAAUCAUAAAUUGCUCGACCAUGAUGCUAUGCGUGCUAAAGUCCAAAAGCUCGUUGAUAAGCCUUCAAGUGAUUCCUCAAAGCUUCCACGAACCGAAAAAGAUGCGGCUAAUGCGAAGGACAUUUACGAAACCCUUAAUAAUCAACUCAUUACCGAACUACCGCAAUUGAUCAGUCUUCGUGUUCCUUAUCUUGACCCAAGCUUUGAAGCUUUGGUUAAAAUCCAGCUGCGCUUUUGUCGUGAAGGCUAUGAAAAAAUGGCUCAAGUUCAACAAUACUUUGACAGUUCCGUCCGUGAAGACUACUCUAAUGGAAUGCUUGAUGACAAAGUGGAACAGGUUCUACAGAGCAUGCGUGAUCUUUCUAUUAGCGGUCUAAGCAAUAAUUAGUGUUUCUAUCACCUUUUCCAUAACCCUUUGUCUUUUUUUUUGGUUCCAUAUCCUUGUACGUCUUCGCAUAUGCUUGCAGUCUUCAAAAACCUGUUAUGAUUUGAAAUCUACCUUGAUUUCCCAAACUUGUUUUCGAAUAUUUAUAUGAGCAGGAUAAUUUCCAUCAUUAAAGAAUGCACUCAAUUUAUGUCUUUAUGACGCUCCUUUUUGGUGAUAAAAAAUUGAAUUUUUCAAUUUUUUAUUUAUUUAUCACAUAAAUUUUUUCGCGAGUGCUUCUGAUGACCUAUGUUUCCUUCUUUUUUUUUUUUUUUAAUCCUCAGAUGUAUAGAGACAUUGCUUGGCUUUUUUUCCAAUGCGCAAUUGAGUCUAUGAUUUGGUAUUUACGUUUUAACGCUAAAGGCUUGCAUAAUCAAUUACUACUGUAUUAAUAGUUCAAUAUAUAAUUUUUUUUUUUUUUUUUUUUUA
Messenger RNA from Schizosaccharomyces octosporus yFS286, 1302 nucleotides. Its product is annotated as BAR adaptor protein Hob3. The transcript has 2 exons. Gene Ontology annotation, molecular function: lipid binding; protein binding. The record is from RefSeq and is a predicted model, not a curated record. Gene Ontology annotation, biological process: plasma membrane tubulation; actin filament organization; actin cortical patch localization. Lineage: Eukaryota; Fungi; Ascomycota; Schizosaccharomycetes; Schizosaccharomycetales; Schizosaccharomycetaceae. Bases 4 to 837 code for a protein of 277 amino acids. Gene Ontology annotation, cellular component: medial cortex; actin cortical patch; mating projection tip.